Messenger RNA from Triticum urartu, 1381 nucleotides. RefSeq names its product GATA transcription factor 4. The record is from RefSeq and is a predicted model, not a curated record. NCBI's taxonomy places the organism in Eukaryota, Viridiplantae, Streptophyta, Magnoliopsida, Poales, Poaceae. Gene Ontology annotation, molecular function: sequence-specific DNA binding; zinc ion binding. Gene Ontology annotation, biological process: regulation of DNA-templated transcription; cell differentiation. Gene Ontology annotation, cellular component: nucleus.
AGCUUGCUGCUCUCCCGGGGGCUGGAAUGGCGUCCGAGUGGGAAAUGGCCAUGGGCGUGGAGCUCGGCAUGGGAAUGGGCUCCUACCACAACGCCUCCAACGUCCACGCCGCGCCCAUGGGCCACCAGGCCGGCGGCUACUCCGCGGCCGCUCACCAUUUCUACGGGAUGCAGCCCAUGCGCGACGCCAGCAUGCGCGUGGAUGAGCUUCUCGACUUCCCCACCGCGGGCGCCCACGACUUCUUCCCCGCCGCGCCGGACAACGGACUCCACCACCAUCACCACCUCGGCGCCGGCGUGGGCGAGCUGUCGGCCACCACCCCUUCCGCCACGUCGUCGGAUCACCAGACGUCCAUGCUCUCCUUCGCCGACGAGUUCUACAUACCCAGCGAGGAAGCCGCGGAGCUCGAAUGGCUAUCCAAGUUCGUGGACGACUCCUACUCGGACAUGCCGAAUUACUCAUCGGCCGCGCAUGCGGCAAUGGCGGCGGCUAACGCGGCGAACAACGGCGGUGGCAGCUCGGCUGGUCAAGACAGCUGCGUCACAGCGGUGCCAGGCCGCGGAGCGCGAAGCAAGCGGUCGCGCGCGAGCGCCGCGGCCGCCGCCGCAUGGCACUCCCUCAUGCCGCACCCGCCUUCGCAGCCAUCGCCCUCGUCCUCGUGUUCCUCGUCCGACUUCCCGUCCUCGACGACGGCACGACCUAGCGGCUCCAACUGCGGCAGUCGCGGCAAGAAGCAGGGACCCGUCGCCGGCGGCGAGGUGGGCCUGGUGGAGGGCGGCGUGCGGCGCUGCACGCACUGCGCCUCGGAGAAGACGCCGCAGUGGCGAACGGGGCCGCUGGGGCCCAAGACGCUGUGCAACGCGUGCGGCGUGCGGUUCAAGUCAGGACGGCUGGUGCCGGAGUACCGGCCGGCGGCAAGCCCCACGUUCCUGCUGACGCAGCACUCCAACUCUCACCGCAAGGUGAUGGAGCUGCGCCGCCAGAAGGAGCUCGUUCUCAUCCGCGGCAGCCACCGUCUGGACGCGGCGGCGGCGGCGGCCGGCCCCGGCCCCGGGGUGACCGUGAAGCCGGAGCUCAUGUUCCAUGACUACGGCAUAUGUUGAUCGCUUGAGCCGGCCGUACGGAUGUACUCCUAGCUAGUUAGCCGUGCAUCAUCGCGCGCCCGCACGCAGCCUAGCUAGCUAGCUAGAUCCCUUUGCAAAAUUUUCAGGCCUCCUUUUCUUCACUUUUCGCCUUUUUUUCUCUCCAUAUAUUUUGCAUCUUUUUGUUAAUUAACUUGUUGGCACCUACCUCCCUUCCAAGUUCUACUACGAGUGAUGAAUAUCAAGUUCUGUUGGUACAAUUGCCAUCGUGGCCAAUCCAACGCUGAAUUGUGGUAUAA